Messenger RNA from Silurus meridionalis, 1883 nucleotides. RefSeq names its product PRP31 pre-mRNA processing factor 31 homolog (yeast) (gene prpf31). NCBI's taxonomy places the organism in Eukaryota, Metazoa, Chordata, Actinopteri, Siluriformes, Siluridae. The transcript has 14 exons. Gene Ontology annotation, biological process: spliceosomal tri-snRNP complex assembly; mRNA splicing, via spliceosome. The coding region runs from base 157 to 1686 and encodes 509 amino acids. Gene Ontology annotation, cellular component: U4/U6 x U5 tri-snRNP complex; precatalytic spliceosome; U4 snRNP. The record is from RefSeq and is a predicted model, not a curated record.
AUUUCCGGUGCGACCGCCUGCUUGUGUAAGUGAUGCACUUCCGGUGCGACGGUCCAUUUUCCGCUUGCAGCGUUGUGAAUACGUUUGUGACGUUAGUUUUGGUCGAUAUUUCGUUUGUUUGAGUUUUAAGUAAAAGCCCACAGACGCUCAGGAGAGAUGUCUUUAGCAGACGAACUCCUGGCUGAUUUGGAGGAGGCCAGAGAUGAAGGAGAAGACGAACUGUAUCCGGGCGGAGAAGAGCAGAGCGACGGAGAAACCGCGAACCGAGAGGGACAUGGAGGACUGGAGGACAUUCCCGAAGAGAUGGAGACGGACUUCAGCAGCACAGAGAGCGUGACCUCUAUAGCGAAACUGCGCAACAGCAAAUCUUUUUCCGAGAUCAUGGAGCAGAUCGUGCAGUAUGCAGAGAAUCCACGUAAAAACGCAGACGUUUCGGGUCCAGUGGAGGCCGAUCCCGAGUACCGGCUCAUCGUCGCGGCCAACAACCUCACGGUGGAGAUCGAUAAUGAGCUGAAUAUUAUUCACAAGUUUGUGCGUGAUAAAUACUCGAAGAGAUUCCCGGAGCUUGAGUCGCUGGUGCCCAACACGCUGGAUUACAUCAGGACCGUCAAGGAGCUCGGCAACAACCUGGACAAAUGUAAGAACAAUGAAACACUGCAGCAGAUUCUGACCAAUGCCACCAUCAUGGUGGUCAGCGUUACCGCCUCGACCACGCAGGGCGUGCUCCUGGCAGAGGACGAGCUCCAGCGGUUGGAGGAAGCCUGCGACAUGGCGCUCGAGCUCAACCAAUCCAAACACCGCAUCUACGAGUACGUCGAGUCCAGGAUGUCCUUCAUCGCUCCCAACCUGUCCAUCAUCGUCGGAGCCUCGACGGCCGCCAAACUCAUGGGAAUCGCAGGAGGUCUGACUAACCUGUCUAAGAUGCCUGCGUGUAACCUGAUGCUGCUGGGAUCACAGAAGAGAACUCUGUCCGGCUUCAGCAGCACCACGCUGCUCCCUCACACGGGCUACAUCUACCACUGCGACGUCGUCCAGUCCCUGCCUCCGGAUCUAAGGAGGAAGGCAGCGCGCCAAGUCUCGGCCAAGUGCACACUGGCAGCCCGUGUGGACAGUUUCCACGAGAGCGCAGACGGCAAGGUCGGUUACGACCUGAAGGAGGAAAUCGAGCGCAAAUUCGACAAGUGGCAGGAGCCGCCGCCCGUCAAACAGGUGAAGCCCCUCCCCGCCCCUCUCGACGCUUCGAGGACCAAGCGAGGAGGCCGAAGGUAUCGUAAGAUGAAGGAGCGGUUGGGACUCACGGAGAUCCGAAAGCACGCAAACAGAAUGACGUUCGCCGAGAUCGAAGACGAUGCGUAUCAGGAGGAUCUGGGCUUCAGCUUGGGGCAGCUGGGCAAAUCGGGCAGCGGCAGGGUGAGACAGGCGCAGGUCAACGACGCCACCAAAGCUCGCAUCUCCAAAUCCCUGCAGCGGACGUUGCAGAAACAGAGCAUGACGUACGGAGGGAAGUCCACCGUCAGAGACAGGUCUUCAGGAACGAGCUCCAGUGUGGCAUUCACUCCAUUACAGGGUCUGGAGAUCGUCAAUCCUCAGGCCGCGGAGAAGAAGGUGGCCGAAGCCAACCAGAAAUAUUUCUCCAACAUGGCCGAGUUCCUCAAAGUCAAGAAAGAGGGAGGAGCCAAAGCGUGAGAACGAAACGCACACACCAUCGCGCUGGAUAAGGACUUUUCACGUGUGUGUGUGUGUAAGAGAGAAGUUUUUCUGUUGUAUAUUGUUGUCUCCCCCCCUCCCCCCACCCCCUUUAAUGACUUGACAGGAAAAUGUACAGAUUUCUUUUGCGACAUGUUUUUUCCUUUAUUUUAAUAAACGCGUCUUCGCAAAUAAAA